AUGGAAGAAAAAGCCUCUAAGAGAACAGCCUCCAUACCACAGCUCACUAAUUCCCCCACAAUGGUGAUCAUGGUGGGUUUACCAGCCAGAGGCAAGACCUACAUCUCUACGAAGCUCACACGAUAUCUCAACUGGAUAGGAACACCAACUAAAAUGUUUAACUUAGACAACAUGGAGGCCCAACUUAUCAGGAAGCAGUGUGCUCUAGCAGCCCUAAAGGAUGUCCAUAAGUAUCUCAGCCAUGAGGAAGGUCAUGUUGCGGUUUUUGAUGCCACCAACACUACCAGAGAACGACGCUCAUUGAUUCUGCAGUUUGCUAAAGAACAUGGUUACAAGGUCUUCUUUAUUGAGUCUAUUUGUAAUGACCCAGACAUUAUUGCAGAAAACAUCAGGCAAGUGAAACUUGACAGUCCUGAUUAUGUAGACUGUGACAAAGAAAAGGCUAUGGAAGACUUUCUAAAGAGAAUUGAGUGCUAUGAGAUCAACUACCAACCUUUGGAUGAGAAAUUAGACAGCCACCUGUCCUACAUCAAGAUCUUCAGCAUGGGCACACGCUACAUGGUCAAUCGAGUACAGGACCACAUUCAGAGCCGUAUAGCCUACUACCUCAUGAACAUCCAUGUCACACCUCGAUCUAUCUACCUAUGCCGGCAUGGUGAGAGUGAACUCAACCUUAGAGGCCGAAUUGGAGGUGACUCUGGCCUCUCAGCUCAGGGCAAGGAGUAUGCCUAUGCCCUGGCCAAUUUCAUUCGGUCUCAAGGCAUCAGCUCCCUGAAGGUGUGGACUAGCCACAUGAAGAGGACCAUUCAGACAGCUGAAGCCCUGGGUGUCCCCUAUGAACAGUGGAAGGCCCUGAAUGAGAUUGAUGCGGGUGUCUGUGAAGAGAUGACCUAUGAAGAAAUUCAGGAACACUACCCUGAAGAAUUUGCACUACGGGACCAGGAUAAAUAUUAUUACCGCUAUCCCAGGGGAGAGUCCUAUGAGGACCUGGUUCAGCGUCUUGAGCCAGUUAUUAUGGAGCUAGAACAGCAAGAAAAUGUACUGGUGAUAUGUCACCAGGCUGUCAUGCGGUGCCUCCUGGCAUACUUCCUGGAUAAAAGUUCAGAUGAGCUGCCCUACCUCAAGUGUCCUCUGCAUACAGUGCUCAAACUCACACCUGUGGCUUAUGGCUGCAGAGUGGAGUCCAUCUACCUGAAUGUGGAGACUGUAAACACACACUGGGACAAGCCUGAGAACGUGGACAUCACCCGUGAACCUGAGGAAGCCCUGGACACUGUUCCUGCCCAUUACUGA
Messenger RNA from Arvicanthis niloticus (Nile rat), 1293 nucleotides. The record is from RefSeq and is a predicted model, not a curated record. Lineage: Eukaryota; Metazoa; Chordata; Mammalia; Rodentia; Muridae.